This is a messenger RNA of Oncorhynchus masou masou (cherry salmon), 8634 nucleotides long. It is a transcript of the gene arap2, whose product is annotated as ArfGAP with RhoGAP domain, ankyrin repeat and PH domain 2. Gene Ontology annotation, cellular component: cytoplasm. The record is from RefSeq and is a predicted model, not a curated record. NCBI's taxonomy places the organism in Eukaryota, Metazoa, Chordata, Actinopteri, Salmoniformes, Salmonidae. Bases 284 to 5353 code for a protein of 1689 amino acids. Gene Ontology annotation, biological process: signal transduction. Gene Ontology annotation, molecular function: GTPase activator activity; protein binding; phosphatidylinositol-3,4,5-trisphosphate binding. The transcript is spliced from 33 exons.
UAACGUCUCGCUUCAACAAGGCAAGAGAAGGAAACGGCGAAUGUCAAACCAGACACGUUCUGGUUGCGAUAUGUAACUAGGAACUAAAUACAAAAGCUCGACAACACAGCACGCGUCUGGCAAAACUAGAGAGAUGAUACCUGAGACUUCUGCUCACCUGUUUUGAACCUCCGCAAAACCACCAAACCUUCUCCCACCCAACACUUUCACUAAUACUGAUCUGCCUUAGAUCCAUCAUCAACUCUUCUCUGGUGUUGAUCUAGACCACCACCAAACACCCACCAUGUCGGAUCCCACUGACCCCAGAGAGGAGAUCCUAGAAUGGCUGACCAGCCUGCGUCUGCCCCAGUACGCUUCCGGAUUUCACCUGGGGGGCUUCCAGUGCCUGGAAGACUGCAGGGGGCUCAAUGAAAACCGCCUCCUGGAGCUCCGAGUGUUCCCUACAGGCCACCGUAGACGAAUCCUAUGUAGUUUGGAAGCCCUAAGAUUGGUGGUGGAAGAGCCAGGGGAAGAGGAAAAGGAGGGGGAAGAGAGGGUGUGGGGCCAGAGAAUGCCCGUCCCCCAACCCAGACACAUCUUCAUGACAAAUAAGAAAAGGGUGACUUCCUGCCAGCCUAGUGAGAGGGUAGAGCAGGCAAGAUGGGACGGGAGGCAGACCAUACACCCUGGGGCUGGCUUAGCGCUCUCCUCUUCUGUCUCUUCAAACCCUAACACUUCUAUAAAGGGGUCUCUGAAACCACCUCGGCCGACACCGCGUGACCCACUCAACGUACGCACCACUUCCUCAGCUUCGAACUCCACAUCUGGCAGCUGUGAUUCCCUCUCCGUCUCCUCCCACUCUGGAGAGGUGCCCUCUGAUUGUGAGAUCUCCUCUGAGGAGCCCUCCCCUUCCUCUACAGACCUCUCUCCUGGGCCUGACCGUGUCCUAUCUGGGAAAAACCAAGAGCUUUACCAGGGGAAGAUGGUGGAUAAUGUGAUCUAUGAGAGGGGCCCCAGCUUGAAGACACAAGCCAAGGGCCCCCGGCCCACCCGUUCCUACAGACUGAGGCACCGGCCUGUUCCCGGGAUUCCUGACCAGGUCAUCCCACCCCCGCCGGACUGGAGCUUGCCGCCUCUAACAUCCACAACCGACCUUGAACACCUUCCCUGCGCCCAGGUUCCCGGCGGUGCUAACGGCAACCAGAAAGCCCCACUGCAAAGAACGUUGUCUCCCAUUUCUCCCUAUGGAGAAACAUUCCUAUACAACAACCCAGAGAACAUACUGGACCAGGGUACUAAAGAAUUGUUCAAGAAAGAAAUCAAAGAGAAUGUCAAGCAGAAGAAGCCGAGAAAGAAGCAUGGUAAGAUCAAGGAGUCCAGUAACAAGACACAGGACCCUCCACCUACUUCAAUGGUCCACAACCUCUAUGAAGAUGACUACUCUAUAGUGGAAGAGUGCACCACCAGUUGGGAACUAUCCAAUCAUGCUUGGCCUAACGCUGCUACGGCGACCCCGGAGCCCCUCCUCUCCGGCUCCCUGCCCGGCCCCGCCCUCUCCCAGGUCGUUCCCAUGACAAUGGUGGUGUGUGACCUCUACUCGGAGCCCUUUGACACGCUGGGUGGUCUAGUGAAGAAUACAUUACCCGUGUUACCCGCAGACCACGCGGAUAAUAUCUCCCCUUACGCCUGCUUCUACGGGGCCCCCAAGACCAAACUCAAGAUGGGGUGGCUGGACAAGCUCUCACCGCAAGGAAACUGUGUCUUUCAGAGAAGAUGGGUGAAGUUUGAUGGAGAGAACCUCUCUUAUUACAACAAUGAUAAGGAGAUGUACUCUAAAGGCCUGAUCCCAUGCAGUGUGAUGAAGCAGGUGCGAGGGCAGGGGGACAACCGCUUCGAAGUGGUCACCUCCCUCAGGAUCUUCGUGUUUCGGCUGGAGAGGGAAGGGGAGCGUCAGGAGUGGAUGGAGGCUCUUCAAACGGCCAUACGCUCCCCUGCCUCCAUUUCCCAGAAGCCCCAGAAGUGUGGCACCAACAAACAUGGCAGCAUAGAGCUGAGAGGGUACAAAGGCAAAGUGUACGUCUCCCUGACGGGAACCAGAUUCAAACUGUGCAAAUCAGAACAGGACUUCAGAGCUGGCCUGGGUAUUUCCCUCAUCGACCUGACUGCUACUAACGUUAAAGAUACAGACAGGAGGCUCUUCCAAAUCAACACUCCCUUCAGAAACUUCUGCUUCACGGCCGAAUCGGAAAGGGAGAAAGAGGAGUGGAUUGAAGCAUUCCAGGAAUCGAUAGCCGAAACGCUCUCCGAUUAUGAAGUGGCCGAGAAGAUCUGGUUCAACGAGUCCAACAGGAUCUGUGCCGACUGCCGAGCGUCGCAGCCCGAAUGGGCCUCCAUCAAUCUGGGGGUUGUCAUCUGUAAGAAGUGUGCAGGUCAGCACCGGUUCCUAGGCCCGAGCCUCUCUAAAGUUAGGAGCCUGAAGUUAGACAGCAGUAUCUGGAGCAACGAGCUGGUGGAGCUCUUUCUGGAGGUGGGAAAUGAGAACGCCAACAGCUUCUGGGCGGCCAGCCUGCCCCUGGAGGAAGAGCUUCACAUGGGGGCGUCGCCCGAGCAACGGGCCACUUUCCACCGCAGGAAGUACAGAGAGAGGAAGUACCGGAGGGUCCUGGGAAGCCUUCACGACCAGGAGCAGCUCAAUCAGGCACUGUGUGCUGCUGUGGUUCUACCUGAUGUGUUAGAGACCAUGUCAUUGGUGUUCAGUGGAGCUGAUGUGAUGUGUGCUACAGGAGAUCCAACCUACUCGACGCCCUACCUUCUGGCCCAGAGGGCAGGGCAGAGACUGCAAAUGGAGUUCCUACACCACAACAAGCUCUCAGAUUUCCCCAAGCUGGAGUCAUCCUCAGAGACCAGUUCUCCGUCUGAUGCUCCGUCCUUCAUGGACGGCUUCCUCUACUGCUCCGCCGGUCCGGCCAAGGCCACCCUGGACAGGAGAGGCAGAGACGACAUGGUGCGACGCUGGUGUACUCUGGAGGGGGGCUUCCUUAGCUAUUAUGAGAAUGAACGGAGUCCCAUGGCCACCGGCAGAGUGGACAUCACUGAGGUGGUCAGUCUGGCCGUCAACAACACAGAGACCAUGACUGGAGCUGGGGCUGUGUUCAUGGUGGAGACCUACCUACAGUCAGACAGAGUGUUCUUGUUUGGCGCCAAGACACAGGAAACACAGCAAGACUGGGUCCAGGCUAUCGCCAAGUGUUUCGUCCCAUCUAAUGUAGAGGCUAUGUUGAGGAGAGACUGCGAGCUGAUUGGUCGGCUCUACUUUAAGGAAGGUCAUGACCUCUACCACUGGAGGGUUGGUUGGUUUGCUCUGGAAGGCUCCGCCCUCUACUUUAGUUCCGGGGAAGAGGAGAGCACACUGGGGGUCAUGCAGCUCAAACAACUACAGGAACUCACUGUUUCCACACAUGUAGAAGGUGAGGAGAGGAUCCAAGUGCUCUUGAUGGUGGAGGGUGGAAGAACUGUGUACAUCCAUGGUUUCAACAAAGUGGACUUUGCGCUGUGGCACUCUGCGAUCAAAUUGGCCUCUGGCACGGACGGCAGGGCUCUAAGCAACCAGCAGCUGAGUAAAAAGGGAGUCCCCAUCGUUGUGGACAGCUGCAUAGCUUUUGUCACCCAGUACGGUCUGUGUCAUCAGGGGAUCUACAGCGUUAGUGGGGACCCGGGCCGUGUAUCCCUGCUCCUGGGGGCCUUCAGGCAGGACGCCCGCAACGUGAAGCUCCAUGUCCUGGAGCACCAGCUGGAGGACGUCACUGACACCCUGAAGACCUUUCUGUCCCAGGCCGAGGACGCCUUGCUGACCAAGGAGCUCUACCCCUACUGGGUGUCUGCACUAGAUGAGGAGGAUGAGAAAAGGAGAGUUGAGAAGUACUCUAGAUUUAUCCAGAGUCUUCCCAAGAUCAACAGAUCCACCCUGACUGCUCUGCUGCAACAUCUCUACAGGGUCCAGAGGUGCUCCCAUAUCAACCAGAUGCAGACCAGAGACUUGGCCUGUGUGUUCUCCUCCUGUCUCUUCCAAACCGAGGGACAAACCACACCAGAGAUCAGUGUGGUCCAAGACCUCAUCACCAACUAUGUACAACUUUUUGGGGUCAACGAGGACCAACUCAAGCAAAUGGAGAGUGAGAACAGUUUCAUCACACGAUGGAACGACAAGAAAGACACCACAUUCUCUCCGGCCGGGGACUUGAUCUUUGAGGUGUACCUGGAGAGGAGGGAGCCAGAGGACUGCUGCUUAAUCAAGUUGUCUCCUACCAUGACGUCAGACGAGCUGGCAGAGUCCACGCUGGUUACGAGGAACGUGGUCAUCAACCCGGUCGACCUCUGGACCACGUUCGAGGUCAUUGAGAACGGAGAACUGGAACGCCCAUUACACUUCAAAGAGAAGGUUCUGGAGCAGGUGCUGGAGUGGAGCACUCUAGACGACCCCAGCUCCGCCUUCCUCGUCAUCAAAAAGUUUGGAGAACACAAAAUGGCAGACACUCUCCCAGGCAGGAAGCAAAAACAGUUUAUGAGAGGGGAACAGGUGAAGUUCAAGGAUGGAUCGUCCAAGCUGCUUUCCGGACAUAAAUUCCAGGACAGAUAUGUCAUCCUCCGAGAUGACAAGCUGCUACUGUACAAAGAGAUGAAAAGCACCAAGCCAGAGAGAGAGGUCCCACUGAAGUUAGUCAAGUGUUACCUCGGACUGAAGAAGAAGCUCAAACCACCCACCAGCUGGGGUUUCACCGUCUACACAGACAAACAGCAAUGGCAUUUCUGCUGCGAGGGGAAGCAGUCUCAAAUAGACUGGGUGACAGACAUCAUCACGAUGAAGCAUGGAGGAGACCUCUGGUCAAAGAGCAGAGCUCACAGCAAACCUGCAGUUCAUAAAAGCAUGUCAGCAGCCCAGCAGAGUCCACAGAACAGAACACAGAACACACAGAACAGAACACAGAACACAGAACACAAAACCAGCAAAAACCCCUCAUCCAGAAAGCUGUCCCUGAACAUCAGCACACCUCCCAGUGAAGAUGAGAAAACAAGGAGUAGCGAAUAUUGUGGCAGUCUCCAGCACAAAACAGCCAUAGUGGCUAAUUGCUUGAAGCAGAAGGACCGACUCGUGUCCCCCGGGACUAGUCAGAGAAAUGUUUCAGCGGGGGUGAUCCAGCCCCAACGAUGUCCCUCUCCACACCCAGAGCCCCAAGCCCCUCAGAGUGGCGUCAACAACCCAAACAGGAGGCCCCUUCUGAUGGGAGAGGGGGGUCUAAUGCCCCCCAACCUCCUCAACGAACUUAACUCUGUGCUGAAUAAGACUGGCCGUAGCGCCAAGCAGGAGAAGAGCUGAUGGAGAGAUAGAGAAGCCCAGAGAAAAGAAAAAGAUGAAAAUGUAAAGUGAGGCUGAGAAAAAGAGAGUGCAAGAAAGAAAGGGAAUGGAAGAUGAUUAGAAUGAAAAACAGAGCGACAUGGAGACAGAAAGACUGAGCGAGACAGAAAUACUGCAGAGACAGAAAGACUGCGGUGACAGAAAUACUGAGCGAGACAGAAAGACUGCGGAGACAGAAAGACUGUGGAGACAGAAAGACUGCGGAGACAGAAAUAUUGAGCGAGACAGAAAUACUGUGGAGACAGAAAGACUGCGGAGACAGAAAUACUGAGCGAGACAGAAGGACUGUGGAGACAGAAAUACUGAGCGAGACAGAAAGACUGCGGAGACAGAAAUACUGAGCGAGACAGAAAGACUGCGGAGACAGAAAUACUGAGCGAGACAGAAGGACUGUGGAGACAGAAAGACUGUGGAGAGAGAAAGACUGAGCGAGACAGAAAGACUGCGGAGACAGAAAUACUGUGGAGACAGAAAGACUGUGUAGACAGAAAGACUGUGUAGACAGAAAGACUGCGGAGACAGAAAGACUGUGGAGACAGAAAGACUGUGUAGACAGAAAGACUGCGGAGACAGAAAGACUGAGCGAGACAGAAAGACUGUGGAGACAGAAAGACUGUGGAGACAGAAAGACUGCGGAGACAGAAAUACUGCGGAGACAGAAAUACUGCGGAGACAGAAAGACUGUGUAGACAGAAAGACUGUGGAGACAGAAAGACUGUGUAGACAGAAAGACUGUGUAGACAGAAAGACUGUGUAGACAGAAAGACUGUGGAGACAGAAAGACUGUGGAGACAGAAAGACUGUGGAGACAGUACGACUGAAAAAGACAGAAAGACUGAGCGAGACAGAAAGACUGUGGAGACAGAAAGACUGUGGAGACAGAAAGACUGCGGAGACAGAAAUACUGCGGAGACAGAAAGACUGUGGAGACAGAAAUACUGCGGAGACAGAAAGACUGUGGAGACAGAAAGACUGUGUAGACAGAAAGACUGCGGAGACAGAAAGACUGCGGAGACAGAAAGACUGAGCGAGACAGAAAGACUGCGGAGACAGAAAUACUGCGGAGACAGAAAGACUGUGGAGACAGAAAUACUGCGGAGACAGAAAGACUGAGCGAGACAGAAAGACUGAGCGAGACAGAAAGACUGAGCGAGACAGAAAGACUGUGGAGACAGAAAGACUGUGUAGACAGAAAGACUGCGGAGACAGAAAGACUGCGGAGACAGAAAGACUGAGCGAGACAGAAAGACUGAGCGAGACAGAAAGACUGUGGAGACAGAAAGACUGUGUAGACAGAAAGACUGAGCGAGACAGAAAGACUGUGGAGACAGAAAGACUGUGGAGACAGAAAGACUGCGGAGACAGAAAUACUGUGGAGACAGAAAGACUGUGGAGACAGAAAUACUGCGGAGACAGAAAUACUGCAGAGACAGAAAGACUGAGCGAGACAGAAAGACUGUGGAGACAGAAAGACUGAGCGAGACAGAAAGACUGUGGAGACAGAAAGACUGUGGAGACAGUACGACUGAAAAAGACAGAAAGACUGAGCGAGAGUGAAAGAGAGUCAAAGAGAGAAACUUUAAAAAAAAAACGUGAAUAAACAAGUUGUCAUUCUCUUCAAGAGGGACACUUGGACCGGUUAUCCAGGAGGGAAAUUAGAGUUUGGAGUGGAAAACCGGUCCAAGUGCUAUUGAUGGACAUAUCAUGGGAAACUCCAGGCCGAACAACACACUAACACAGUCAUUUAUAACAGUUCUCAAGCCCGUCCAGAUACAUUUCUACAUUGUUACCUAUGCUAUACCAAAUUAAUUAUAGUACUAUAUCUAUUCUGUUAUUGCAUUAAAACAUUUAUUUCCUGGUGACAUACUACAUACUACAUGCUACAUACUACAUACUAUAUGCUACAUACUACAUACUACAUGCUACACGCUACACACUACAUACUACAUGCUACAUACUACAUGCUACAUACUACAUGCUACACGCUACAUGCUACAUACUACAUACUACAUGCUACAUGCUACAUACUACAUGCUACACGCUACACACUACAUGCUACAUACUACAUGCUACACGCUACACACUACAUGCUACACACUACAUACUACAUACUACAUGCGACAUACUACAUGCUACAUACUACAUACUACACGCUACAUGCCACAUACUACAUGCUACAUACUACAUACUACAUACUACAUGCCACAUACUACAUACUACAUGCUACAUACUACAUACUACAAACUACAUCCUACAUUUUUAUAUUGUACAGUUGUAUAAUACAGUGCACAUUGUAUGUCCUGUUCUUUGACUGUAUUUAUGUAUAAAAUACUGUCUCUAUAUUUUAUGCAUAUUAGGAAAUGGGGGACACUGUUAACCCAUAGUAUUCGAUAUGUACAGUAUAUUUAAUUACGUAGUAUUUCCUUCAGAAACGACUUGAUUUCAAGAAAUAUAUAUAUAUACGAAUACAGAUCAAUUCUUAUUCAAAGAUCUGUUAUAUCGUUUGAGUGCCAGGGCAUAUGCUUUUCCCAAAUGGGGUUUGAACCCAUUCAAAAAAGCCCCCCCCCAAAAAAAAAAAAACAAAACGCCUCCAACUUCUUUUCCUGUCGUUAUUUUAUUCAUAGACCUCAUCAAAGGGUUCUUUUUUUUAUUGUAGUAAAAUGUAAAAAUAAACUCUGCGUCUUAAGUCAUCCGCUCUCCUUAUUGAAUAAUGUAUUUCAGUCUAAAAAUGUUUAUGCAUUGUAGACGAUUGUCACCCAGGUUCUCCAUAAAAAAUUCAUCUCAACAUUUUAUUCUGAUUUUUUUUUCUCCCCCCACAACAUAACUGCCAAUUGUCCUUUUGUUCAACAUCUUAUUAUCUUUUUAUUUUAAUCAUGCGCCGACUGUGACUAUAUCUCAUUAAUAACAUGCAUUUUGUUCUCACAGUGUAAAUACCUGUAUUUUACUGGGUCUGUGACAUUCAUUUCAUUAAGAUAUUCAUUUCAUUAUGUGGGCUGAAGUUAUCGCCCUAUUGUAUGACGGUAAUUUCAUAACACUGGCUUCUCACUGGUUCUGUACAGCGUGAUCGUUUUGUAAAUGAUUUCGUCCUAAAUCAAAUCAAAGUUAAUUGUAGUGUACAGAGUUCAGGGAAAUGCUUACUUGCAAGCGCUCCUCUCAAAUACACUAGCUGUCUUUGUUAUAUUCGCAGUUUGUUUUGAUUCCAAACCACUUGUAUUACACUAAAGCCUCUUUAGCUAUCUGUU